AUGGCAGAGAAUGAAAAUAGGAGUGAUAUCAACAUUGUUAAUUAUCCACUUAAUAUACACGAUUAUAAUAGCUUAUCAAGCACCAACAGCAUUGCUACCAAAGGCGAUAUUGGCCCGACCUUAUCAGUUGAAUCUUCUAGCCUUAUAGAACGGGAAGUUCUCUAUCCAAGAAAGCUCGAACGUCCUCCGAUUGAUAAAAAAGAGAAGGGAUUUUGCUGUCGAGAAGGAUGCAACAAUGAAGUGUACAGACGCAAAAAAUUCUUUGAAUCUUAUUGCUCGAGAGAUUGUUAUUGGGAGGAAGUAAAUCAAUUAGAGAGAACUCAAAUUACAAUUCUUGAUGAAAAUGAUUUAGCAUAUAUUCGUGUUGCUCGGAGAUUCAACAAGAGAUUAAAAUCAUCCAAAAAAAUCAAGGCCAUUUUAAGAUUGCAAAUGCCCCACCAUCUAGCUCAAAAACACCUAGAAUAUAAGAAAAAUUUGGCAAUAGAGAAGAACUGUGAUGUAAAAGAUGUUACAUACCGAAUGUAUCAUGGAACAAAAAUCGCUCACAGAAAUCAUGUGGGGCUUGGAAAUAUAGACACGCUUCAUGCUUUUUGUACCGAAAGUACGUGCGGAAUGUGUGGAAUCACAUUCUAUGGUAAUAGAAUUUCUUACUCGAAUUUCGUUCAUCUGGGCAAAUUAAUGUGGUUUGCAAACGACCCAAAGACAUCUUCCUAUUAUUGUGGAUAUAGUGAACCCAUAAAUGCAAUGUUUGUGGUAGAUAUAGCGGCGUCGGAAUUCUUACCGAUUAUCACUGUUAAUAAGGAUGAGUUUGUCAAUAGUAAUAUGUAUCAUCAAUAUCCACAACAGCAGCAGCGGCAGCAACCGGCUUAUUCGCCUAAAGGAAACCCACAAUUACCAACACCACCACCUUCUGGACCAAAUACUACUCAACCAAAUAAUAACCUACCGGAUCCAAGGCGGCUUUCAACUAAUAGCAUACAAAGUGAUUCUUCCAUCAAUUAUUUUAAUCGCAAAUCACCGACAUUUACGUAUAGUUUACCUCCAUCGCCUACAUCCCCUAAUUAUUCAAUGAGCUGCAUAGAACCAAAUUGCCAAAAUAAUAAGUAUAUGGAUAUGCAAGGAAAGAUUUAUAAUUAUUGUGGGGGAAUUGUCUGCGCUACUACUGGUCGAUCCGCAUCGACUCCUUUCACUCCAAAUCAAAAUGCAUUCCAGAAUGGACAACGAAUUCCAAAAUGCAAAAAACCCGGAUGCAAUUUCCGACGUCGCAUUAAUCCCAAUGGAUAUCUAGAAGACACAUGUGGAUCGCCUAAUUGUUUAGCAAAACCAAAUAUUCAUCAAAUUCCAACGAUACUUUUGCCAAACGGAAUAGCAACUCUAACGAAUCCAAUAAAUCCUCCAAUGGUUCCUGCCUCGGCCAUAAUUGGCCCAAUUGAUAGUGGACGAAAAUGUUCUAAUCCUACUUGCGACAAAUCAGCAUUUGUCGACCCAAAGAAUCCAAAUCAUUUUCAAGCCUUUUGCACUAAUAGGUGCUUUUGGUUAGAGGUGUCUACGUUAACUAAAACUAAAUUGACUACUAUGCCAAAAGAUGAUAUGGACUACGCUCGAAUUGCUAAAAAUGUGUUGAUUGGGUUUCCUUCAAUUAAUAUUAAAGGAAUCUUACGACUCCAAAUGUCAAAGUCUAUAGCUCAUGCGCAUUUGGAAUUGAGAAAGGCGAUGGCAAGUAGUGUUAACGUUGAUCCUGCAAGAAUUACAUAUCGAGUAUAUCAUGGUACAAAUGUAAAGUGUGGCCCACUUGGGAUUAUUCAUGGUGGAUCUCUCUGUAAUAAUCAGGCAUGUGGCGUGUGUGGAAUUGCGAGGGAAGGAAAUAAAUCUUCAAAAUCAAAGCAUGAUGGCUCCAUGUUUUUCACCAAUAAUCCACAAAUUGCAUACCAAUGUGCAGGUCAAGGUAAAACGAAAGCGAUAUUCGUCACUGAUGUUUUAUCAAUAGAUCCCAAUUUUAAAUCUAAUUAUGCAGUGAAUACCAAUGAGUAUCGGUAUCCGAAUAAUAUUCGUUUACGAGCUUCUGAACUUAGCGUUAGAAUGAUGGAUCUCUUAUUUAUUGCUGAAGAAACACAACUUGGAGAUUUCGACAAAAUAGAACAACCAGAUUGA
This is a messenger RNA of Ambispora leptoticha, 2151 nucleotides long. The record is from the annotation of a GenBank genome assembly. Lineage: Eukaryota; Fungi; Glomeromycota; Glomeromycetes; Archaeosporales; Ambisporaceae.